Messenger RNA from Pleurotus ostreatus (oyster mushroom), 1365 nucleotides. RefSeq lists its product as uncharacterized. NCBI's taxonomy places the organism in Eukaryota, Fungi, Basidiomycota, Agaricomycetes, Agaricales, Pleurotaceae. The record is from RefSeq and is a predicted model, not a curated record. Gene Ontology annotation, molecular function: catalytic activity. The coding region runs from base 1 to 1365 and encodes 454 amino acids. The transcript is spliced from 8 exons.
AUGAUGCAACUACCACAUCGUUAUGCAUAUCACGCCCAUAAAACAGCUUGGUGUCGCGGUCGGUCAAUGUCGAUAUCGACGAAGGACAACUUACCUCUCGCAGGCGUGCGUGUAUUAGAAAUGGGUCAGCUGAUAGCUGGCCCAUUUGCUGGUCAAUUACUUGGCCAAUUCGGGGCUGAAGUCAUCAAGAUCGAGCCGCCUAAUAUUGGCGACCCCCUCCGUGUCUGGCGCGAACUAGACGUCGACGGCACUAGCCCCUGGUUCAGAAGCAUAGGACGAAAUAAGAAGAGUGUUGCAAUCAAUCUACGAAAUCCGAACGGACGAGAUCUGGUGAAGCGGCUUGCCAUCAGGAGUGACGUUCUCAUCGAGAACUUCAAACCCGGGACCUUGGAGAAAUGGGACCUUGGUCCCAGCUCUUUACAUCCUCAUAACCCAGACUUGAUAUUCACUCGUGUCAGUGGGUACGGUCAAACAGGCCCAUGGGCUCCUCGGCCCGGGUAUGCGUCCGUCUGCGAAGCAGAGUCAGGAUUUCGCUACAUAAACGGCUUCCCCGAUUCCACGACAGGUGGGCUUGCAGGCCCACCGGUGCGUCCAAAUAUGAGCUUAGGCGACUCGGUUGCUGGCCUUCAUGCGGCCUUUGGCACGGUUCUUGCUCUCUUGGCGAAAGCGAAGGCGAAGGAUACUGACAAAAGACAACCAAGCGGUCGAACUGUUGAUGUCAGCAUUUUGGAAAGCAUGCUGAACCUUAUGGAAGGUAUUGUGCCCGAGUAUGAUCGCAAGAGCAAGAUAAGAGGACCUUCGGGGUCCUCAGUCACUGGUAUCGUGCCGACCAACGCGUAUCAAUGUCUUCCAUCCCCAGAAUCACCAGCAGUCCCAACCUACAUCGUAAUUGGCGCGAACGGAGACUCCAUCUACAAUCGCCUCAUGCAAGCCAUAGGGCGCCAGGAUCUUAUUGGUCCCGAUUACCAACACAAUGGACAUCGGGUGAAGAAACAACCCGAGAUCGAGGAAGCCAUAUCGCACUGGACAAGAUCUAGAAGCGCUGAGGAAGUAGUCGAAGUGAUGAACGGCGCGGGCGUCCCCGUCGGAAGGGUAUUAGGUGUGAAGGACGUGGUAGCUGCUGAACAAUUAAAGGAUAGAGGCGCUCUGGAGGAUGUGUGGGUUCCUAAGGUUGGUGGUUCUGCAAGUGUGGAUGGAUGGACGGUCAAAAUGCAAGGGACGUUCCCCGUGCUUGAAGGAUGCGAUACGCGAACGAAGUGGGCUGGACCGGAUUUGGGGCAACACACCGACGAGAUAUUGACAGAACAUCUCGGGCUAACGGCCCAAGAGCUCGAGAAGCUCAGGUCAGAUAACGUCAUUGCCUGA